Molecule: messenger RNA, 2125 nt
Organism: Coffea eugenioides
Lineage: Eukaryota; Viridiplantae; Streptophyta; Magnoliopsida; Gentianales; Rubiaceae
Product: cyclin-A2-2-like
Exons: 13
Coding region: 302-1771 (489 amino acids)
Biological process (GO): regulation of cyclin-dependent protein serine/threonine kinase activity; mitotic cell cycle phase transition
Cellular component (GO): cytoplasm; nucleus; cyclin-dependent protein kinase holoenzyme complex
Molecular function (GO): cyclin-dependent protein serine/threonine kinase regulator activity
Source: RefSeq, a predicted model, not a curated record
CACACACAACACACACUCACUCCCUCACUCUACUGCCAUUACUGAGUCUGCUGAGUUGAGUGAUUCAUCGGCGACUUCCAAACCCUAGCUGCUGUGGUUUCGAGAUAGAGACAACUCUCGGCCGGCGAAUCAUCUCUGAGCUGUUCGAAUUCAAAUGCGAAGAUUGCUAAUUUCUGGGACAAGAGUAUGAGAACUGAAGCUCAGAUAUUUGGAUCUUUUAAAUUUGUAUCUGGAGACAAUGCAGGUCUGAGAGAAGGUAUUCAUCAUUGAUGCUUUGCACCACUUUAUAAGGCGUGCAAAUAUGAGUCAGGAAAAUAAGCGUUCAAAUUUUGAAGAGCCAGCAAUGCGCAUUACUCGUGCACGGGCUAAGGCCUUGGGCCAGUCUGGAGGACUGCCGCCACUUUACCCUUCUUCCAAACCUAAUGAUAAACGAGUCCUUCGUCCAAACUUCAAAAGAACUGCACCUGAUGAAAACAAACCUGUUACUACUGCUGCUGCUUGUCAUCAGCAUAAGAAAAGGGCUGUACUUAAUGAUGUAACUAAUAUAAUCUGCAAAAAUUCUUACAGAAGGUGCAUCAGUUCACCCAAGCUACAGGAGAAAAAGCACUCUAUCAAGAGAAAUGCAAAGGUGGUACCUGCUGCUCGUGGAGAAAAACCUGAGAAUAAAGAGGAGAAGAUUGAGAACUUAACUUGCGAAAUGAAAAUAAAGGCAGAGGAAAAAAUUAACCUGUCAGAAAAUAUCAGAGUGUGCAUGGGUAUUAAAUCAAAUGAAGCCAUCGGCAUAAGAGGCUGUCUUGUAGCAAAUCUUGCACCUAUAAAGCAGAACCACAGCAAGGAUGAUGAGCCCCAGAAUCAGCCAAAGAGAGAAAAAAUUGAGCCUGGCCUGAAACAUGAAGGUUCAGAUGAUCAAGGAAUUACUGAUAUUGAUGCAAAACAUAAAGAUCCCCUGAUGUGCAGCCUCUACGCACCUGACAUUUACAGAAUUAUGACUGCUAUGGAGCUUGGCCGGAGGCCUUCAGUUGUUUACAUGGAAAAGUUGCAGAGAGAUAUUACGCAGGGUAUGCGUGGUAUUCUGAUUGAUUGGCUUGUGGAGGUUUCUGAAGAGUACAGGCUUGUUCCGGACACCCUUUACCUGACUGUAAAUCUCAUUGAUCGUUUUCUCAGUGGAAAUUACAUUGAGAAACAAAAGCUGCAACUGCUUGGAGUUACCUGCAUGCUAAUUGCUUCGAAGUAUGAAGAAAUUUGUGCUCCUCGUGUGGAAGAGUUUUGCUUCAUCACAGACAACACCUAUGGAAAAGAUGAGGUGGUAAAGAUGGAAAGCAGAGUUUUGAACUUUUUGGGGUUUCAGUUGUCGCUUCCUACCACGAAGAAGUUCCUUAGGAGGUUCAUCCAAGCAGCACAAGCUUCUUAUGAGGUUCCUUCUGUCGAACUGGAGUUUUUAGCAAAUUAUUUAGCAGAACUAACUCUUCUUGAGUACAGUUUCGUGAAGCUUCUUCCAUCACUUACUGCUGCAUCUGCUGUAUUUUUGGCCAGAUGGACACUUGAUCAGUCAGACCACCCAUGGAAUCCAACUCUGGAAUAUUAUACUAGUUAUAAGGUGCAGGAGCUGAAAACAACAGUUCUUGCAUUGCAAGAUUUACAACUAAAUAAAAGUGGUUGCCCCCUUAAUGCCAUACGUGAAAAGUACAGGCAGACAAAGUUCAAGUCCGUGGCAACUCUAUCAUCUUUGAAACCAGUUCAACCACUGUUCGAGCAACAUCUCGGUAUAUGAUCAGCAUUCAUCCUAACUGAUCCUGGCAUUCUGCUAAUUUAAGAUGCUUUCGCCUCAACUAGUCGAUCAAGCAGUAUUACCCUUCACAGCAGCACAUUCUUUAUUUUAUCCUGUUGCAAUCAAUUACCAUUGUUGUAUCAUUGUGACUAGUUCUCCUACUACCAGACUGUUUAUAGCAUCCAACUAUAAAAGGUAAGAGUGGUUUUGAGACUGUAAUUUAUAAACUAUUUAAGGUUGCUAGGCAUCUUUCAAUAACCUGCAAGAAGUAACCUAACAGCAGCAGCUAACUACUCGCUGGCUUGCAAGAUGUAUCUAUGUGACUUUCCUAUGUGUAUGAGAGCUAUAAAACAUGGG